Messenger RNA from Musca domestica (house fly), 688 nucleotides. Its product is annotated as protein Flattop. Bases 198 to 608 code for a protein of 136 amino acids. The record is from RefSeq and is a predicted model, not a curated record. Gene Ontology annotation, cellular component: ciliary basal body. The transcript is spliced from 3 exons. Lineage: Eukaryota; Metazoa; Arthropoda; Insecta; Diptera; Muscidae. Gene Ontology annotation, biological process: cilium organization.
CUCCUGUUGUGGCAUUUAGUUACGAUUUUGAAAUUGGAAGACUUCACACGCAAUCAAAUGUUUCAAAUUAAACAGAAAAAUAAGAAAACUUUUUGAAAAUAGUUUUGCAAAAAUAAUCAAAUUCAAAACAAGAACAAUUUUAUUGAAAUUAAAAGUUUUGUGGAAAAAAGGAAUUUUAAGAAUAUUCUCAAUUGCAAAUGGCAGCACAUUAUAGUGCAAAUCAGUUUGAACAAGCCUAUGCCUCGCGCCGUCUAGGCAAUUGGGAGAUACCCAAAUGGCAAACCAGAGAUCCGCCCAGACCGCGCCAACGAAAAGGCUCUACACAAUUCAUAGCCAAUGAAAGAGGUCAUUUGUUGGAUGGUUCCAAAAAACUGAAUCAAAAUCCCUGGGGUAAUUUUUCCGGAACUUACCAAUUGCCCGACAAAUUGACACGCAAAUUUGGUGACGAAUAUCACAAGUAUUUGACUAGAACAAAUCUGUCCCAAGAUGUGCCGGAUUUUGGUGUUGCCGGUACUCGAUUGACAUAUCCAAGCAAAUGUAAGACAUUGGGAAGAGUGGCACAACCAAACAAACCAUUGCAUUCCUGUGAGAAGAAGGAUGUAAGAUAAAAUCGAAUAUAAAAAUUAUGAUUAAUUCAUUCAUUGGUAUCCUUUAGACUUUUUCAAUAAAAUUUUAAAUAAAAUUGGAA